Molecule: messenger RNA, 936 nt
Organism: Peromyscus eremicus (cactus mouse)
Lineage: Eukaryota; Metazoa; Chordata; Mammalia; Rodentia; Cricetidae
Product: olfactory receptor 5AU1
Exons: 1
Coding region: 1-936 (311 amino acids)
Biological process (GO): sensory perception of smell; G protein-coupled receptor signaling pathway
Cellular component (GO): membrane
Molecular function (GO): olfactory receptor activity; odorant binding; G protein-coupled receptor activity
Source: RefSeq, a predicted model, not a curated record
AUGGAAAGGACAAACCUGAGCCAAGAGAUGGAGUUUGAACUCUUGGGCCUCACCAAGGACCCUCAGCUUCAAAGGCUACUCUUUGUGGUAUUCCUGGCCAUGUACUCCAUCACUGUGCUAGGGAACCUGAUCAUGUUCUUUCUAAUCCAUGUGAGCAUCACUCUGCACACACCCAUGUACUCCCUCCUCAAGAGCCUUUCAUUCCUGGAUUUCUGCUAUUCUUCUACGGUGGUCCCCCAGACCCUGCUGAACUUCUUGGCUAAGAGGAAGGUGAUCUCUUAUCUUGGCUGCAUGGCUCAGAUGUUCUUUUAUGCGGGCUUCGCCACCAGCGAGUGCUAUCUCAUUGCUGCCAUGGCCUAUGACCGCUAUGUCGCUGUUUGUAAUCCUCUGCUCUACCCAACCGUCAUGUCUCCGAACGUCUGUGCCUCUCUGAUCGUGGGCUCCUACAGUGCAGGGUUUCUCAAUUCUCUUAUCCACACAAGCUGUAUCUUCAGUCUGAACUUCUGUGGUGCUCACGUGGUCACUCAUUUUUUCUGUGACGGACCACCCAUCCUGUCCCUGUCCUGUGUGGACACUUGGCUGUGUGAGGUCUUGCUCUUCAUCUUUGCGGGUUUCAACCUUCUGAGCUGCACGCUCACCAUCUUGAUCUCCUACUUCUUAAUCCUCAUCGCCAUCCUACAGAUGAACUCAACCCAAGGCAGGUUCAAGGCGUUUUCCACCUGCACAUCCCACCUCACUGCUGUGUGCUUCUUUUUUGGCACGACUCUUUUUAUGUACCUGCGCCCUAAGUCCAGCUACUCCUUGACCCAGGACCGCGUGGUUGCUGUCAUCUACACAGUGGUGAUCCCGAUGUUGAAUCCCUUAAUCUACUCUUUGAGAAACAAGGAUGUGAAGGAAGCUUUAAGGAAGGUUUGGGGCUGGAAAUCAAUGGAAUGA